This is a messenger RNA of Thunnus maccoyii (southern bluefin tuna), 930 nucleotides long. Its product is annotated as olfactory receptor 1D2-like. Gene Ontology annotation, molecular function: olfactory receptor activity; G protein-coupled receptor activity. Gene Ontology annotation, cellular component: membrane. NCBI's taxonomy places the organism in Eukaryota, Metazoa, Chordata, Actinopteri, Scombriformes, Scombridae. Gene Ontology annotation, biological process: G protein-coupled receptor signaling pathway. The record is from RefSeq and is a predicted model, not a curated record. The transcript has a single exon. The coding region runs from base 1 to 930 and encodes 309 amino acids.
AUGGAUAAUGCUUCUUUUAUACAUUUUUUUGUCCUCUCUGGUAUAACUGAAACAAAGAACCACCGAUUUGCUAUCUUCUUUCUCACUUUCCUGUGUUACUGUGUGAUUUUGCUGGUAAAUAUUUCUCUUAUUGUAACCAUCAUCUUGGAUAAAAACCUGCAUGAACCAAUGUAUGUUCUAUUAUGUACUUUUUGCAUGAAUGGACUUUAUGGAACAGCAGGUUUUUACCCCAAAUUUCUCUGGGAUCUGCUCUCUCCUGUCCAUGUUAUUUCUUAUGCUGGAUGCCUUGUUCAAGCUCUAGUAAUGUACUCCUUUGUUUGCAGUGAUCUGUCUAUUCUUGCAGUAAUGGCAUAUGACAGAUAUCUGGCCAUAUGUCAACCACUGGAGUAUCAUGCUAUCAUGUCAAAGCAAAAACUCUUUUAUUUAGUGUGUCUCUCUUGGAUAACACCUUUCUGCAUUAUGGCUGUAAAUAUAUUUCUAGCAUCUAGGUUAAAGUUGUGCAGCCAAUAUAUUCGCAGGCUGUAUUGUGUGAAUUGGAUUAUUGUUAAACUUGCUUGUUCCCCAGCUGAAACUACUGUUAAUAGCAUCGUUGCAUACAUAACAAUAAUAAUCUAUGUAUUUCAUGGUUUUUUUAUCAUUUGGUCAUACAUGUAUCUGAUCAAAACAUGUGUGAAUUCUCUAGAAAAAAGGGCAAAGUUCAUGCAAACAUGUGUUCCACAUUUAACUUCCUUGAUCACUUUUCUUGUGUCUGUACUUUUUGAUGGUAUGAAUAUGCGAUUUAGUUCAAAUGAUCUGCCUCAAACCCUUCAGAACUUUGUUGCAAUAGAAUAUCUUCUCAUACCUCCAAUUAUGAAUCCAAUCAUUUACGGUUUCAAACUGACCAAAACUCGUAAGAGAAUUGUGGGUUUCAUUCAUUUUAAAAUUAACUGA